Molecule: messenger RNA, 1266 nt
Organism: Teleopsis dalmanni
Lineage: Eukaryota; Metazoa; Arthropoda; Insecta; Diptera; Diopsidae
Product: protein obstructor-E-like
Exons: 4
Cellular component (GO): extracellular region
Molecular function (GO): chitin binding
Source: RefSeq, a predicted model, not a curated record
CUUCUCACUCUACUAUUAAACCACAAAUUUAAUAUCUUCCAUACUAACCAUGCACUUUUGUUUUUUCCUUUGUUUUCUCGUUUUCGGUUUGUUAUCCUAGCAACGGGCAUUGUUGGUCAGAAACUGAAGGGUAAUCAGGAGGAUCCGUGCAAAGUGAAAGGACGUGUUGUGGGUGAUGAAGUCUAUUGUGACCGUUACUGGGAGUGUGUUAGUAGUCAACCGGAAUUGUAUGAUUGCCCGAAUGGUCUUGUCUUUGCCGGUAAACAUCGUGGUGUAACGGAAGGUUGUGAUUAUCCUUGGCGAGCAAACUAUUGCGAUGGCAAACAAUUAGCGAAUGGUCCCAUUUCCACAGAACAUUGUGACUGGUUGUAUGGCAUCUUCGGACAUGAGACAUCCUGCACACGUUACUGGACUUGCUGGAAUGGCACUGCGACAGAACAGCUCUGCAUCGGAGGCCUGCUUUACAAUGAGAAUGCCCACAGCUGUGAUUGGCCUGAAAAUGUUGAUGGUUGUCAGAAGCAUCCACUUUGCAACGACGAUGCCAACGGUAAUGUUCCACUGGGUAAAUCGUGCAAUCGUUAUUGGCAAUGCCAGGGCGGCUAUCCACGUUUGCAGCGCUGUCCAGCUAUGUUGGUUUUCGAUCGGCAUUCAUUGAGAUGUGUUGUGCCACCAACUGAAGAAUGCGAUAUCCCAUCAACACCAGCGCCUAUUGAUGGCGAGGCAGAGACUAACAAUGUCGGUGCUGGUCAAUCUGCAAAAGAUGAGCAGGAACGAAAGUUCGCCAACGAAGGUGUGCCUCCUCUACCAUUGCAAGGAAAGAAUUUCCAACGCGCAAGAAAUUAGAAACGGAAGUGCAAUUUGAAGAAAAACAACAUCAAAUUAAAGAGGAGGAGUGUUAUCAACUACAACACCACGACCAACAUCAGCAACAUAAAAGUACAUAAACUAGCGUAGCAAUAAAGUAGCAACAAAUUCACAAAUUAAGUUAAAACAACAACACAACAAUACAACAACAUAAAAAUCUAGCAACGAUAUUUUUCCUUUUUUAUAUCUUCAUUUACAUAUUUCUUACCGGAUUUUCAAUUUGUUUUGACCGCUUCAACGCGUUCUCUGCAAUGGAACCAACGGGAAAAGUUAAGUGGUUUUUAACUUGGUCGCCCAUUAGAACAAAUAAUUUCUACGCCAACAAAUUCAGCAACAGCAACAACAACAACAACUACAACAUCAACGUCAACGGCAGCAACAUGGAAACUCAUCAGCAUUUAA